GUCGAGCGUCAUGGUAACAGGGUUGAACGUGUUUUGUCAAGUUGGGCCGGUAUCAGAUGGGUAAUGCCGAAAUCGAGCCAGACGCUUAAGAAAGGCGUAGUGACGGAGGAUGAAGUGCGACCGACGUCGUCGGGACAUCGGUCGAGAUCUCAGUGCUCUGUGCCGACAGGUGUGAGAUCGGGUCCACAGUGCGCGUUCCGUACCCCGGCCCGCUGCAGCAUCAUGACCGUCUACAACUUGGAGCAGAGGCUGGUGGGAGUGGGUCGGGACGUGCCGGACCGGGACGCUGUGUAUACCCUUGAGCGCGAGUCUGCGCAACUCUUCAGACAUCAAACGCUACCGAGGGGUUACACCAGCAUCCUCGCAUUCGAUCCGGACUCGAAAUCAUAUCAUUGGUAUGCACUGGGCGGGACUGGUUCCUCCACGGAAGUUUAUAACGUGAACAGCCGGCCCACUUCCGGCCGAUGUCGGCCCUUCACCGCCGGACCAGACAGAUCGUCCAUCUCUUUAGAGCAGCCGGUCAGUCCUUUCCAGUAUCAGAAGUUACUCGCUCUUGGUUUCCGGCCCAGUACCCUCUUGCUGGACCCGGACUGCGUGUAUGACGCUACCAGUCACCGCGCUUGUAGUACGCAUGCGCCGCGAUCCCGGAAGGAGAGCCCGCAGAAACCGGACGCAACAAGCGGGACCGCGGCGCGGAGCGCUGUUGAUCCACAAAUUGACGCGGCAACGCCGGAUGAUUUAGCUUGCCCGGAGGCCGAUGUCAUGCGCAGUGACAACAUCAACCGGAUCGCCCCAAGUCUGCACAUGCGCAGUGACACAUCACCCAGUCGUCCGAAUGCCGCAGUUUUCAGUUUCCGGAACAACGAAAGCGUGUCUCACUCGGAGGUGCAGCACCUUAUACAGACUCAACGUUCCGGUGCAACGUAUCCAGUUCAAUCCCCUUGAUAUCCGGUCAUCGCGACCAGGUGUCAAAUCCUGCUGGGUCGUCGAAUUUUGUACUACAGCGGAUGUGGCAAAAUCUAUACAGUUGGGACUUAAGUGGGCACUGACCUGUUGGUGUUUUAUCCGCACGAUGACGUCAUUAGACGCGAAACUGCGACCUAUAGAAACUACAUGGAGGUUGUUAACGCCCACGCAGUGAUCGCGGCGUCUGCUGAUAACGCAGUGCGCGGGAAACUUUAACACGAAGUUUUCAACGGUCGAUGUCACUCGCAACCAUAAAGCUAUGAGCUUAUUGGAAUUGACUUUUUAUCCUCCGCCAUAGGGAUAUUGUUUUGGCGUUGUCCGUCCGUCUUUCCGUCCGUCCUUUCGUCCGUCCGGCACUUUUGUGUCCGGAGCCCUAUCUUUGAAGUGCUUUGGCGGAUUUCAAUGAAACUUGGCACGAGUAUAUAUAUGGAUAAGAGGAUGUUGCACGCCUAAUGGCAUUGUACACCAUCUGUUAAUAACAGAGUUAUGGCCCUUUGUAUCUUGGAAAAAUGCUUUUUUGUGUCCGGAGCCAUAUCUUGGAAGUGCUUUGGCGGAUUUCAAUUAAACUUGGUAUGAGCAUAUAUAUGGAUAAGAGGAUGUUGCACGCCUAAUGGCAUUGUACACCAUCUGUUAAUAACAGAGUUAUGGCCCUUUGUAUCUUGGAAAAAUGCUUUUUUGUGUCCGGAGCCAUAUCUUGGAAGUGCUUUGGCGGAUUUCAAUUAAACUUGGUAUGAGUAUAUAUAUGGAUAAGAGGAUGUUGCACGCCUAAUGGCAUUGUACACCAUCUGUUAAUAACAGAGUUAUGGCCCUUUGUAUCUUGGAAAAAUGCUUUUUUGUGUCCGGAGCCAUAUCUUGGAAGUGCUUUGGCGGAUUUCAAUUAAACUUGGUAUGAGUAUAUAUAUGGAUAAGAGGAUGAUGCACGCCUAAUGGCAUUGUACACCAUCUGUUAAUAACAGAGUUAUGGCCCUUUGUAUCUUGGAAAAAUGCUUUUUAGUGUCCGGAGCCAUAUCUUAGAAGUGCUUUGGCGGAUUUCAUUGAAACUUGGUAUGAGUAUAUAUAUGGAUAAGAGGAUGAUGCACACCAAAUGGCAGUGUACAACAUUGGAUAAUAAAGGAGUUAUGGCCCUUUGUAUCUUGAAAAAAUGCUUUUUUGAGUGUCAAAUAUAACACUUUUGUGUCCAGAAGCAUAUUGGCGGGGGAUAUCGAAUUUGCUUGUUGAAACUAUGUCAUCAUGAUAAUUUGUGUCGUUUGGUAUAUGUACCAUAGCAUGUACCAACAAGAGCACCGCCUUGCGGGUGCAGACCGCUCAUCUAUUUUCUUUUUAAAGGUGAAGGGACUCUCAUUUUCAAUCACAAAGGAGGGAGGGGUGGAGUGAAGAGGGGUGUAUAGUGUGGGGG
Messenger RNA from Dreissena polymorpha, 2362 nucleotides. RefSeq lists its product as uncharacterized. Lineage: Eukaryota; Metazoa; Mollusca; Bivalvia; Myida; Dreissenidae. Bases 64 to 945 code for a protein of 293 amino acids. The record is from RefSeq and is a predicted model, not a curated record. The transcript is spliced from 7 exons.